UGCAAAUAAAAAGUUGCUUCACAGCAUGCUAUCAAAUACUCAAUUUUUAUCACAUCAGUUGUAAAUAAAAUCGUUUAUCAAAACCUGCUUUGACGAGAAAUAGAGGCAUUUUAACUGUCACCAUUUUCUUGGCAUGGCAUUCGAAGCCAAAACUCCUCCAACACAGCAAUCAUUGCUGUAAUCAUUUAAACAGUCUGAGAAAGCUACCAGCUUCUACCUGGAUUCUCCGGUGAGCCGUGAAAGUCAGAAUAUGUUCAUUUUGGCUUAGAAUUGGUUUGUUGUUUAGUUGUUCUUCAGUUGAAAAAAGAAAAAAAAAUGAGAUUGGGACUUGGAGCCUUCGCUGUGUUGCUUCUCGCUUGUCUCGUCGAAGCAAACAAACAUCACAACCAUAAACGAUCGUUUCCAAAGUUUUCAUUCAGAGAUGAAAAACACUCCAGCGAGGCACGAAAAACUGAUAAGUUAAAAACGCGAGAAGCGGCGAAAGGCAGUGGCUUCGUGAGGCGAGACGAAGAUGCGGAGGAACGAGGAGCGGCGAAAGGCAGUGGCUUCGUGAGGCGAGACGAAGAAGCGGAGGAACGAGGAGCGGCGAAAGGCAGUGGCUUCGUGAGGCGAGACGAAGUUGCGGAGGAACGAGGAGCGGCGAAAGGCAGUGGCUUCGUGAGGCGAGACGAAGAUGCGGAGGAACGAGGAGCGGCGAAAGGCAGUGGCUUCGUGAGGCGAGACGAAGAUGCGGAGGAACGAGGAGCAGCGAAAGGCAGUGGCUUCGUCAGGCGAGACGAAGAUGCGGAGGAACGAGGAGCGGCGAAAGGCAGUGGCUUCGUGAGGCGAGACGAAGAUGCGGAAGAACGAGGAGCGGCGAAAGGCAGUGGCUUCGUGAGGCGAGACGAAGAUGCGGAGGAACGAGGAGCGGCGAAAGGCAGUGGCUUCGUGAGGCGAGACGAAGAUGCGGAGGAACGAGGAGCGGCGAAAGGCAGUGGCUUCGUGAGGCGAGACGAAGAUGCGGAGGAACGAGGAGCAGCGAAAGGCAGUGGCUUCGUCAGGCGAGACGAAGAUGCGGAGGAACGAGGAGCGGCGAAAGGCAGUGGCUUCGUGAGGCGAGACGAAGAUGCGGAGGAACGAGGAGCAGCGAAAGGCAGUGGCUUCGUCAGGCGAGACGAAGAUGCGGAGGAACGAGGAGCGGCGAAAGGCAGUGGCUUCGUGAGGCGAGACGAAGUUGCGGAGGAACGAGGAGCGGCGAAAGGCAGUGGUUUCGUCAGGCGAGACGAAGAUGCGGAGGAACGAGGAGCGGCGAAAGGCAGUGGCUUCGUGAGGCGAGACGAAGAUGUGGAGGAACGAGGAGCGGCGAAAGGCAGUGGCUUCGUGAGGCGAGACGAAGUUGCGGAGGAACGAGGAGCGGCGAAAGGCAGUGGUUUCGUCAGGCGAGACGAAGAUGCGGAGGAACGAGGAGCGGCGAAAGGCAGUGGCUUCGUGAGGCGAGACGAAGAUGCGGAGGAACGAGGAGCGGCGAAAGGCAGUGGCUUCGUGAGGCGAGACGAAGAUGCGGAGGAACUAGAAGCCGCAAAAGGCAGUUGGCCGUUAAAACGAGGAGAAAUUGCGGAACGAAAAGCAGAUAAAAGCAUUUCCGGACUGCUGGAGAGAAGGCGAGCAUCGCAUCGGCUGCAAGAAAAGCGCGACCAGCAAAAAAUUAUGCAAAGAGAUCCAAACAACAGACGAAUGGCUUCUGAUGCUCAGAGGAGAAUGGUGGGACCUCGUGGAUUUCAUAAUCAUAAAAGAGAUCACUAG
This is a messenger RNA of Symsagittifera roscoffensis, 1782 nucleotides long. RefSeq lists its product as uncharacterized. The record is from RefSeq and is a predicted model, not a curated record. The transcript has 2 exons. Lineage: Eukaryota; Metazoa; Xenacoelomorpha; Acoela; Convolutidae. Bases 316 to 1782 code for a protein of 488 amino acids.